UUCUCAGUGUCAGGCUGCCUAAGGGCGAUGAAGGGAGGCAACUUCCACAAGGCCACGACUUAUGGAGGAACCAUUGCCGGCCCAGGGGUUUGCUGGAACCAGUGAGCCGAAUGGCAAGAGUGCCUCGACCUUGGCCAAGAAAGACUACGCCAUCGGUAUCUGCCUGUUGUUAGUGGUGGUGUGCCUGUGGACAUCGUCGAACUUCGUUACGCAGGAUCUCUAUGUCGACGGAUACGAGAAGCCCUUCUUAGUGACCUACCUCAACACGAGUGCAUUUACUCUCUAUCUGAUUCCGUUCUCCGUGCGGCUGCUCCUCAACAGGCGUAGACGGCGGAAAGGCUUGCUGGAGCACAGUGCUCAGUAUGUUGCAAUCCCGACCGAUGAGGAUCAUCUGGAGGUGCUGGAUGUGGAGGACCGCGUCAUCCCCUUAGAAAUCGCGGCACCCAAGGGGUCAGCGCCCCUAACGACUUAUGAGACAGCUCAGCUUGCAUUCGCCUUUUGUUUCAUCUGGUUUCUGGCGAACUGGACGGUCAAUGCAUCGUUGAAUCUAACCAGCGUAGCGAGCGCUACUAUUUUGUCGAGCACGAGUGGGUUCUUCACAUUAGCCAUUGGGCGUGUCUGUCGGGUGGAAACCCUUACUGUGUGGAAAUUAGUUGCCGUUUUGACGAGUUUCAUCGGAGUCGUCCUUGUAGCCGUGUCCGACUCUGCUCAAACCUCCGCACCUGGAUCGGAGCGCAUGGACACUACUUUCAUCAGCACCGUAGUGAACGUAUCCAAACCUAUUUUUGGAGAUGCUCUCGCCCUUCUGUCCGCCAUCUUCUACGCGCUCUAUGUGAUAUUACUGAAGGUUCGGAUUGGAUCCGAGUCUCGGAUAGAUAUGCAACAAUUCUUCGGUUUUGUCGGGCUGUUUAACAUUAUCUCCUGCUGGCCUUUGGGUGUCAUUCUGAACAUUACGGGCAUAGAGCCAUUCGAGCUGCCGAGCACCCAAAAGGCUGUCGCUGCGCUGCUGACCAAUAUGGCGAUAACAUGGUCAAGCGAUUACAUCUAUGUCCUGGCUAUGCUGAAGACUACGCCACUCGUGGUGACAGUCGGGCUCAGUCUCACAAUCCCGCUCGCAGUGAUAGGAGAUUUCUUCCUGAACAAACCCACCAAGGGACAAGUCAUUAUUGGUGCAUUACUCGUGAUUGUUAGCUUCGUAAUGAUCGGCUUCGUCGACGAGGCAGAGUCACAUCCGGGCGAGGUGGUAACUCCAGAUGAAAGCUUACUAUUGAGGCCCGAAUCUAGCGUUGGAUCAUAGGGCUUCAUUGACAGGAGACCUCUUCGUCUACACUUGUAUUAUGGUACUCUAUUCUUGGGAUAUUGUUGCUUUAUCAUGUACUAUUCACACAUCAAUA
This is a messenger RNA of Gloeophyllum trabeum ATCC 11539, 1394 nucleotides long. RefSeq lists its product as uncharacterized. The record is from RefSeq and is a predicted model, not a curated record. Bases 62 to 1297 code for a protein of 411 amino acids. Gene Ontology annotation, biological process: regulation of peptide transport. NCBI's taxonomy places the organism in Eukaryota, Fungi, Basidiomycota, Agaricomycetes, Gloeophyllales, Gloeophyllaceae. The transcript is spliced from 8 exons.